AUGUCGCGACUGGGGUAUCACACCCCCGAGAGCAGACUACGGCUCAAGAUUGAUUUCUUCAUCCUCAGCUUCUGCUGUGUCACGUAUUUCUUCAACUACCUCGACCGCUCCAACCUCAGCAAUGCCUAUGUCUCCGGCAUGAAGGAGGAGCUGUCCUUCCAUGGCAACCAGCUCAAUGUCAUCAACACCAUCUUCACCGUGGGCUACAUCCUCGGCCAGAUCCCCAGCAAUCUGGCGCUGACGUACAUCCGCCCGCGCAUCUUCUUUCCCGCCAUGAUCCUGCUGUGGGGCGGACUGACCAUGACCACGGCCGCCGUGCACAGUCCGCAGGGCAUCAUGGCCAUCCGCUUCUUCCUGGGCCUGGCCGAGUCGAGCACCUUUGUGGGGACGCACUAUAUCUUGGGGUCCUGGUACACCGAGCAGGAACUGGGGAAGCGCAGCGGGAUCUUCACGGCGUCGGGGCUGGCGGGGACCAUGUUCGGGGGCUUCAUCCAGACGGGGAUCCAUUCCUCGCUGGACGGGGUGCGGGGGCUCUCCGGCUGGAGAUGGUUGUUUAUCAUCGACGGGUUGAUUACCCUCCCCAUCGCCAUCUACGGUCUGCUUCUUUUUCCUGAUACGCCCACUACUACGCGCGCUCCCUAUCUCACUGCAGAGGAGCGUGCCCUGGCGAUUUCGCGACUGCCGGCGACCAAUGCCGAUCGCGCGCCGCUGGACCGCGCGUUCGUCAAGCGCACGUUCUCUACGUGGUACUGGUGGGCGUUCGUCAUCCUCUGGGUCAUCGCCGGCGAGACCGAGUCGUUCUCAUCCAACUCGCUGCUCGCAUUGUACAUGAAAGCCCACCCGAGCAUCCACUACACCGUCGCGCAGCUGAACAACUACCCGACGGGCGUCCCCGCGGUCGGGAUCAUCUCCACGCUGUUCUGGGCCACGCUGACCGACUCCCUUCGCGGCAAACGGUACUUGGUUGCGUACUUUAUCGGCGUUACGGGCAUUGUGACCUCGGUCCUCAUCCUCCGCCGCUUCGAGUCCACACCGACGGUGUUUGGCGCGUACUACUGGGCCGGGGCGGUGUACGCGUGCCAGGCGACCUUCUUCGCGUGGUGCAACGAUGCGAUGCGGUCGCAGGAUGCGCGGCAGCGCUCCGUCGUUAUUGCCAGCAUGAACAUGGGCAACAACGCGGUGAACGCGUGGUGGAGUAUUCUGUUCUACUCGGCGGACCUGGCGCCGCGGUUCACGCGCGGGAUGUGGGCGAUGAUCGGGUGUUCCAUCGCGUUGGUGGUAUGGGCGUCGUGGAUUGUGUUUAUGAUGGGAAGAGAGGCAAGGGAGGGUUCGAGAGAGCCAGAUGAGGGUGGUGGAGCUGUAUCUCCUGCGCAGCCAAAGGCUGAGGCUUGA
This is a messenger RNA of Aspergillus clavatus NRRL 1, 1392 nucleotides long. Its product is annotated as putative MFS pantothenate transporter. The record is from RefSeq and is a predicted model, not a curated record. Gene Ontology annotation, biological process: pantothenate import across plasma membrane. Gene Ontology annotation, molecular function: pantothenate transmembrane transporter activity. Gene Ontology annotation, cellular component: plasma membrane. Bases 1 to 1392 code for a protein of 463 amino acids. Lineage: Eukaryota; Fungi; Ascomycota; Eurotiomycetes; Eurotiales; Aspergillaceae. The transcript has 2 exons.